Drosophila grimshawi is the source of this 978-nucleotide messenger RNA. RefSeq names its product extracellular superoxide dismutase [Cu-Zn] (gene Sod3). Gene Ontology annotation, biological process: removal of superoxide radicals. Bases 158 to 811 code for a protein of 217 amino acids. NCBI's taxonomy places the organism in Eukaryota, Metazoa, Arthropoda, Insecta, Diptera, Drosophilidae. The record is from RefSeq and is a predicted model, not a curated record. Gene Ontology annotation, molecular function: superoxide dismutase activity; copper ion binding. The transcript is spliced from 5 exons.
AAAACCGAAAUCAGUUGCGUCGCAGGUCUCCAAAUCAACGAUCGCUACGGUGCAUUGUACAAUUGAAACGGUAAAUUCGGUAUUGCUGUGAACCCAAUUAAUUAAUAAAUACGAAUAACGACAUCAACAACAAACAGCUGCUGCUAACUAGUUGAAAAUGAUGCGAGUUGUAAUCAUCAGCCUGGCCCUCUGUGCCACACUCACGAAUGCAGGACAAACUCGCAACUCACCCAUGGAGGCGAUUGCGUAUGUGACUGGACCGAUGCAGGCGGAUAAUAGGCAGGUGAAGGGCAACGUGACCUUCACCCAGAACGAUUGUGGCCAGAGUGUGCAUGUGCGCAUCCAGCUGGAGGGUGUCAAGGAGGGCAAGCAUGGCUUCCACAUUCACGAGAAGGGUGACCUGAGCAAUGGCUGUGCCAGCUUGGGCGCUCACUAUAAUCCCGACAAGGUCGAUCAUGGCGCUCCCCAUCACGAGGUACGGCACGUCGGUGAUCUGGGCAACAUUGAGGUGGGUCCCAGCGGUACCAUCGACGUCACCUACACGGAUGCCGUGAUCAGUCUAAGCGGCAAGCGUACAAUCAUCGGACGCGGUGUUGUCGUCCACGAAAUGGAGGAUGAUCUCGGACUGGGCAAUCACACGGACUCCAAGAAGACCGGCAAUGCUGGCGGCCGCAUCGGUUGCGGUGUUAUUGGCAUUAAGUCGGAUGUGGAUGAUUGGCCCUGUCUGCGGGACGGUGCCGGAACCCUGCACCAAUCCCUAUCCAUACUGAUGUUCGUUGUUGGUGUGCUCAUUGUCAGGGACAGCAUGUGAUCGCUGAUCGCCGAUCAGUGACCAAGUAUUAUUAUAAUCUUAUGUCAUUCAUACAGUACUUAAUUAAUUAACAACAAACAAAACAACAACCAAAAAAAAAUACUCUCACACUCUGCUUGUAAAUUUGCCUGAAAUGUUCAUUAACAAUAAAAUCGAAAUUCCUUUUA